AUGUAUGCCGUCUUAAAUAAUGAACAACUAUUAAUUAAUAUUAAUUCUACAUACGUCACAAAUGGAUCAUCAUCGUUUAUUCAAUUUUUUGAUACUAAUCACCAACUUAUUCCUAUGAGCAUUUAUACGAAUCAGAAUAAUACACUAUAUUCAAAAACGGAAAAUUUCACAUCUCCUAUCAAGAGUAGUUUAUGCGAAUUCGACAACAUAUUAACAGAAUUUGAUUUAUUUAUUACAACAGUAUCAUCAGCUCCUUGUACAAAUUCUUCACAAUUUCGUUGUUUAUCAAAUCAUUGUAUCAAUUCAGAUUUAUAUUGUGACGGUAUUCGAUCGUGUGACGAUGGCUCAGAUGAAACAAAUGAUUGUCUAAAACAAGUCUCAUCAGCUCGCACCAAAUCAUCAAAAUUGAUAUCGAGAAAAUUUAGUGGUUCAUUAGUGAAAAUAUCAAUUGUUUUGGGUUUAUUAUUGAUCAUCGCAUCGGUUGUCAUCGGUUUAACAUUUGUUUAUUUACAACGUAAACGUAAACAACGACAUUUUACGUAUUCCAUAGAUAAUUCAGAAGAUUGGGAUUAUCAUCUUUUCGAUAACAGACGAGAGCCAGCAGAAACAUUACCAAUAACAAACAGAAUAUUUUAA
This is a messenger RNA of Didymodactylos carnosus, 636 nucleotides long. The record is from the annotation of a GenBank genome assembly. Lineage: Eukaryota; Metazoa; Rotifera; Eurotatoria; Philodinida; Philodinidae.